GAUGAUUGAUGAGUCAAUCAGCAUUGGUUUUAUUUAGAAUUAUUUGCUCAUCGGAGUCAAACUGGUGUCACAGUGGUUUGUCAUUAACACCCAGGCCGCCCAAAGAUGGACUAGAUUCCACCGUGAAGCUCGUCCACGCUUUCUCUAAACCAAACCCGGUGCAUGGUGGACGGGAAGCACACCAUUCCUCAUUGCUUUCCUUGCUGCCAAAGCAAGAACUACAGAAUUACUUGGGCUGAGUCCAGUGGUUCUCUUUUUUUCACUGCCUGUACUCGAGGCUGCUUGCAAAAAUGUGUGACAAUUUCUCUGCACAAGCAUGGAGGAAGCAGGUAUGCCAGAAUUGCUUCGAGCCGCGGGAUGCCCACCGCAUCGUGGAAACGGAGGAGAAGAAACAGGACAAGCCCCCACCGCCUCCGAAAGUUUUCAAUAGGGCUUCCUUGAAUCGCAGGCCAGAACAUCCAGCAGAUGCCCGACGGUUGCGUGGAGCAGCGCCGAUUGAACACCACGCGGCUGAUGUAGUCGGGGCCCGGGCAGCAGAAGCAGCAGCGGCGGACGAAUUCGGGCAAGCGUAUGCCCCACCUGGAGAGGCCACAGCAGCAGCAGCGGCACCUGUGCAUGGUUUCGUUCAUGAGGAGGUCCCUGCUGCCAACGCUCCUGCUGCUAAUGAUGAUGAUGAUGAUGUUGCUGCUGCUGCUGCAGUCGAUCCUAACGGGUUGGGGGCGGCACCAGUGCAACACGGCCAUGCAGGAUUUGUAGCUGCUGGCCACCAUCACGAAGAGAAUCAUGCUGCUGAUGAUGAUGACGAUGAUGACAUUCCCAACGAGGUACACGCCUUCAUACCUGCACCUCCUCCACUUCCAGUUGUGCAUGCACCUCCUCUACUUCCAAUGGAUUUAUUCGGUCAUCAUGGUGCUGGUUAUGCCGCCGGUGUCAACCCGGUGGUCAAUGGUGAUGACGAAGCAGAAAGUAGCGAUGAUGAGGAAGGUGGGGCGGCAAUGGCUAUGGCGGCCGCUGCAGCUCCGGUUGAUGCUGCGAAUGCCGAGGGUGCAGCCGCUAGACCUGGAGUUGUCGCUCCUCUAAUGGAGUCCAUCCGCGGUGGCGUUAAGCUCCGUCAGGUGCCGCAGGAGGAGCUCGAAAAACGUCGGAAACGCACCGAAAAGCCGUCGGUGAUGAGUGAAAUGACCAAGCGCCUGCAGGGAAAGCAGAAGGCAGCGGUGGACAAGGCCAAAGCGAUUGUUGACCUGGAGCAGAGUACGAUAGAGGAGAUCGUGGUGGAGCUGAACUCUCUGCUUCAGGACCACCCCGUGCCGCUGGCUCAUCUGAAGUCGCUGUGCCAUUCGGCGAACAGGCUGCGCGACUCUGUGUCCAAAGCGAGUAAGCUAACGCAGACUGACACACUGCUGCAGCAGCGCUACAGCUGGCCGUCAUCCAUUCAUCAGACACUAGAGUCGGUUGUGAGGAUGGUGGAGCUAGUGGAGAGGGCCAUAGGGCAGGUGAAUGAAGUCGCCACGCGAACAAGAGAAGCUGGAGUGGACACCGAUCAGCUACCAGUAAUCAACGCUGGCACUGCACAGUCGGCACUGAACCAACUAACCACCAAUGUGCUACUGCUGGGCAGGGAAGGCCAACAAGAGUCGUUUCACGCAGUGCAUGCUUCGCAGGCCGACGUGUCGCUGCUACUGGAAUCAGCGUCGGCACCAUGCCUGUUCAUCCUGGACUGUCUCUUCCAGAAGGCACUGCAGGCUGCACGGUCGUUGUCCGACAUUGGCCUGUCUCGCUACGCGCUGACGUUCCGCGUGAAUCAUGCACACGACCUGCUCCAGUUGGCUUGCAAACUGAACGAUGAUCUGAUGCGCUGCCUGGCACUACCCAGGCAUGCCAUGUACUCGGAAGCACAAUUGUCGUCAACUGAGAUACAGGACAAGUAUGCCGACAUCACCACAGUGCAUAAGAAAACGGGUGACUGGGACCAGAAGGAGAAAGUCGCGCUCCGCAGCUCGACAGCGUCUGUGGCACCGCCUGUUCGCACACGCCUCUCGGCGAAGGAGGAGCUGCAGCGCAACGCGGUGGCGUGCGUCACGCAGAACCAGCACGACGGCCUCGUCGAGCUCCUGUCCGGCUGUCAGUCGCAUCAGAUCGAGGCACUGCACUCCUCUUUGAUCCACGCCGCCGUGGCUAGCGGCAGUGAGACUGUGGUGUGGGUUGUCGAGAAGCUGCAGGAACUGGACAAUGUUCAGGUGUCGGCCAGGCACUUUGAGUGGCUUCACGAAGCGUUGACCAAGUGUGGUGUGGAAGUUGUAGAGUGCCUUGUGAAAUCCUGUGGAAUGGAUAUCAAUGUGCGCAGCCAGGAUAUCGGCAAUACCUUGCUACAUGUCGCGGCCCGUCGCCAAGACUUCCCGGCCAUGGCAGCGUUGACGGAGCUGGGUGCUGACAUUCUCCUGGUGAAUACGGCAUCACACACUCCGCUGAUGAUGGUGGCCAUGAAGAGCUUUCCCCCAGUGCCAGUGGUUCGGCCUAACCAAGACAACAUUGACGAUUGCUUUGGAGGCUAUGUCAAUAAGCCUAACCUCAGUGAUGUUGUGCUGGUAUGCAAGGAUGGUGACGGUGACGGCAGUGCUAGUCAGGAGAAGUGCUACGCUCACCGCAUACUCCUGUGCGGCCGCAGUCCCGUCUUUCAGGCCAUGCUCGACACCGAGCUGUGGAUGGAGGCCAGCCAAAGAGAGAUCUCUUUGUCGGACAUCCGUUAUUCCGUCAUGCUGCUAGUGUUACAGUACAUCUACACCGGUACUCUCUUCUAUCCACAGGAUGACCUCAACCUUGGUGUGGAGCUGCUGGCGGCAGCUGAUCGGUUUCUGCUCAAGGGCAUGGCCCUGCAAGUGGAAUACCUCCUCUGCAACAAGAUUGAACCCGAUGUUGUAAUCCCACUGUACCAAGCAGCGUGUCUGUACGACGCACCGUCACUGCUGCGUCAAUGCUGUCACUUCAUCUUGUUCAACUACGUCAAGCUGACUGAUCCGGAUCACGAAACGCUGUUCCACAUCCUGAAGAACCAACGGCCUGGCACCUGACCGCAUUAAGGUGUGUGUGGUGCCGGAAUCUGGACCGGGACCAACCCGUACGUGCUGUUCUGUUAGCUUUUGAAAGAAAACUUUCCGGAGGAUUGUUGUCACGCUGGACCAUCCUACUGUACAAUACUGUCUUUGUCUUAACAGACACACUCUCAUGAGACCUUUCUACCGCACAGCACACAACACUGUCUUGACUCACGCACACAUGAGACCUUUCUACCAUACUGCAGGCAACACUACCUGUUUUGGUCUUGACUAGCUUUAGUACACUGCACCUCUCUACUGAGUAACAGUUCCUGUACUGGGCAUUUUUAUUAUUUUAUUAUUUUUUACUAUGUUCACGUACCCAACUCGUAAAUAAUAUAAAUGAAAGACAAUGGUACUGAGACAAGGACAAACAUGACAAAUACUGAGCACAUGUCCCUGUUCUUAGUGUGAGCUCUUGGCUGUGGUGUCGAGACCCUGUAGGUCGGCGGAGCCUCAGCGCCUCCCCAUCUCUGCCGAGUCCAGCAGCCCCUACUCGUUUGGCCUAGUCUCCGCCUGAGAGUUUUUAUUAGUCUUUUCCGAGUUGGGCUGCGUGAAUAGAAAUAUGCCUUGUUCAGCUUUCAUCGACGAAUGCCUGCCUGUCUUGUACUUUAAUGAGCCGCUUCAACAUACCUUUGUAUAGUGUAUUAAUACCAGUGUUAACGUUAUCUUUUCAGCUUCUCAUACGCUUUAGAGUACUAUUUUGAACAAUAUUUUGAUAUGCUGCAAGAAUUACAAGUACAGUCGACCUACCCUUAUAACGAUAACCUCUAUAACGAUAUUACCCUUAUAACGAUAUUUUUCUGCCAAACCAAAUCACUCCAUUGACUUUUGUAUACAAUGCCCUACCCUUAUAACAACAUCGCUAUAACGAUAUUACCCCUAUAACGAUAUAAAAUGGGCUGAUCAAUCAACAUUUUCCAUUUUGUAACACUAUCUAGCAGGGAAGAUGUAGAGCCCACUAUCCAGGUAGGGCAAGCUUCACUUGAUAAGUCGCUGGGACAUGACGAGGGGCACCAGUGGGCACCUUGCUGUGUACAUAAUGUGCAUGUAUGUGAGUUUUUAUGCUAUGAAGAGUGUAAAAAAUGAACAAAAUCCAUGCAUUAUGACAUAUGUGUAUGAAAUGAACCAGUUACCCCUAUAACAAUAUUACCCUUAUAACAAUAUUUCUUGGUCUGACGCAAAUAUCGUUAUAAGGGUAGGUCGACUGUAUUUGAAAAAGGUUAUCUCAUCUUGUUUUAUCUUUUUAGUACAAGUAACAUAUUCUUCCCGUCUAUCGUCUAUCGUGCUCCAUAUCGUGUCUAUUUUUAAAUGCUAUUCAUCAUCUCUCCCUUUUCCAGCUCUCGAUGCUCAGUGAUGCAUCAAGCUGUCCAUGAUCAUUGAUGGUUUUUUUUUGUCAACUUCAAGAUAUCAGUGUCUACUACACAACCGAGA
Molecule: messenger RNA, 4526 nt
Organism: Sycon ciliatum
Lineage: Eukaryota; Metazoa; Porifera; Calcarea; Leucosolenida; Sycettidae
Exons: 23
Coding region: 291-3068 (925 amino acids)
Molecular function (GO): protein binding
Source: RefSeq, a predicted model, not a curated record